Lathyrus oleraceus (garden pea) is the source of this 513-nucleotide messenger RNA. Its product is annotated as ATP-dependent DNA helicase RRM3-like. The record is from RefSeq and is a predicted model, not a curated record. Bases 1 to 513 code for a protein of 170 amino acids. The transcript has a single exon. Gene Ontology annotation, molecular function: DNA helicase activity. NCBI's taxonomy places the organism in Eukaryota, Viridiplantae, Streptophyta, Magnoliopsida, Fabales, Fabaceae. Gene Ontology annotation, biological process: telomere maintenance; DNA repair.
AUGGCAAGUUUAAGAAGUAGAGGAGAAUUUGUCUUAGCAACUGCAUCAUCUGGUAUAGCUGCAAUAUUGUUACCCGGUGGUAGGACUGCACACUCUCGAUUUAAGAUACCUAUUGAUAUACAACCGAGUUCCAUUUGUGGUAUUCAAAAGCCAAAAGAUCUUGCAAAUCUCAUUAGAUUUGCUUCCGCAAUAAUUUGGAAUGAAGCACCAAUGACAAACAAAAAUUGUUUGGAAGCCUUAUAUCGAUCAUUACAAGACAUUUGUAGCAACAAUGCUCCAUUUGGUGGAAACGUUCUGAUCAUGGGGGGAGAUUUUUGUCAAGUUCUUCCUGUUGUAAGAAAAGGUACUAAGGCACAAAUGAUUUCAGCAUGUAUUGUUCAGUCUCAUUUAUGGAAUCAUACCAAGAUUUUACGUUUGCGUCAAAAUAUGCGAUCAUUGCAUGAUCAAGAGUUUGAGAAUUUCUUAUUCGCAUUGGUGAUGGUGUUGAACCUACCAAACCAGAUGACAUGGUGA